Diachasmimorpha longicaudata is the source of this 2332-nucleotide messenger RNA. RefSeq lists its product as uncharacterized. The record is from RefSeq and is a predicted model, not a curated record. The transcript has 6 exons. Bases 175 to 951 code for a protein of 258 amino acids. Lineage: Eukaryota; Metazoa; Arthropoda; Insecta; Hymenoptera; Braconidae.
CCUCUGUGUGCACUGACAGCAUGGCCCAUAUUUACACCAAUCGACCUUCAUUAACCACUGAGUGCCUCUGAAUCCAUCAGCAACAAUAACAAUACAGCCUUCAUUGACAAAAUAUUCUAAACCUGCAACUAAUCUCAUCUCAUCUCUCUUCAUCCCGUUCCAAUAAACCAAAGGAUGUGUGAGAUAUCGGCGAGCCAGCGUCGUGCCUAUCGCGAUCAGGAUCCACCCCGAAUAACCGAUAGUGAUUCAAUCCUCAACCAGUCCCUCACCAAAGACGAAACGGAAUUCUCGAGGAAACACCAGGAGUACAAGCAGAGGAGGAAAGAGGCGUUGAUCACAGCCGAGUCUCGUGACUCCCCGGUCAGUAACGGACGCAGUAACAACCAAACCGGAGUUGCUUCAGGUGCUCUCGAAGCCGAUGAAGAAACAGUGCCUUCCUCAUUAACAAUCAUCAACUCGUCACUAGCUCCUUCCACCACCAACGAGGUGAUUACAAACGGCGUUAAAAGGGACCCAGACAGCUGCGAGUCUUUGGCAAACGGAAGAGAUAUGGCACCUGUCAUGGGAGUUCCACCACCUCCACCAGCACCACACAUGGGCCCAGACGGCCUCAUUUUACCCCGUAAGCCUUACAACCCGUGCCUCAUAUCCAACAAUCAUAAGGACCUUCGUAGAGAAUUGCUUUUCAAUCAGAAAAUAGGUAAAAAUGUACUAAACCAGAAGAGUGAACUCGAGCGAGCCCUGGAGAGACAGCGAUCAGCAGCGAUGCGUCGCGAGUCCGAGAGAAAUCGAGAGGAAACGUACAAGGAUGAUCCAAGGACAGCCCUACAACGGGCUCUUGAACAAAGGGCAAGGCAACUCGAGCUCUCGGAGCAACCAGCGAUCGUCGAACCACCAAAUCCCUUGGUAACCGCAAGGGCCAAAUUAAGAACACGCACUGAUUCGCAGUGAGGGACAUGUAAAAGGGAGUUUAUAACACUCAGAUUGAGUUUUGUUAGAGGAAACGAUUGUUCAGAUACGCAUUUAUGAUGAGAAAUAGAUUAAAAGAUUUAUAUGUGAAUCGGCGUGUGUAGAUAAUUUUUUACACUUUUUACAUAUGCAACUGGUGAGGCUGUGUAUACAAAAAAUGUGUGAAAAAUCGUGGUAUGGGGCGAGUGAAGUCAGUGGAGUAAUCGUGAUUAUGCAUGACGAGUUUGAAAUGAGUGGAUAUAAAGUAUAUGGAAUGAUCAAUAGAGAGUCACAAAAUUAAAUGGAAAGAAGAAUUAAAUUGUGAGGAUCUGGAACAGAAGACGAAAAAUUAUGGAAAAAAAUGGGAAUAAUCGUGGGAUGGAACGAGUGGAGUCAGUGGAGUAAUCAUGAUUAUGUAUGACGAAACGCGUAGAAUAACCAAUAAAGAGCUAUGAAAAUACAUGAGAUUUAAACGAGAAAAUAAACGAGGAGAUUUGGAUAAAAUGCAAGACAUUGAGAAAUCAGUUGAAUAAUUAUGAUUAUGCAAUUGAAUAAAAUCAUUGCGUUUAGAUUAGCAGAUUAGUGGAGGAAAGAGAUGGAAUAUAUGAAUUAUUUACAUGAAAAUAUAAGAGGGGAAUAAUUACAAUUCAGAGGGUCUUGAAAAUCCGAGGAAUUCCGGAAAAUGUGGAAAAAAUCGUGACUAAUUAAAUCGGGAAUAAUGAUGAUUAUGCAGUUGAAUAAUAUCGUAACAGCUAGAUGAACAAAUUAGAAAAUAGCAGAGAUGAAAUAUAUGCAUUAAUCAGAUGAUGAUAAAUGAGGGAGAGAAGGUGAGGUGAAUUAAAAUCCAGAGGAUCUAGAUGUUUUUACUGAGCUCAUUCGUGUGAAUAUAAAAAGAGGAAAAAAACACUUAGACCGGUUCUGAGGACCGGUGCUGGACUAGACCAUGAUCCGAGCGUUUAUAGAGAAUCAUAUUUACAUCGAUGUUUUUUUACGAAUUAGAAAUACACUCGAAACGUUUCGAAUUCACGCUAAUAUUUCUCAUUCAUUUUUUUUUUUCUGCACCACUCUCGUCACGAAUGUUAUGGAGUGCAGCCCCCAGGGACCACAUGUCUGAGGAAUGAUAAAAAGUUGAUUAGAUGUGAGGAGAAAGGCACUCCUUGUGUGUCGAGAUUUUUUUUUCGAAAUUAGUAUUUGAUAUUCGAAUUAUUGGAGGUAUUUUAAUUGAUAGUUUUAAUUAUCUGUAGCUCGAGGUAUCAUUCCACGGUUUAUUUUUAAAUUGUAAAAUAUUAUUUUGAACCAUUUCAUUGUAGCUUUGGAAUCGUGAACUUGAAAGGAUUGAAUAUACAAGUUUUGAGGAAUUAUAAAAAAUAUUAAUUGCAAGUAA